ACACACAGUUCAUCCCCGCAUUACUUUGCGGAGACUUCAUUUUGCAUCAUUCCCAACAAAAAUGGAGAAUCUUGCGGCGUGUCAUUUAAAGUACUCGGUCCCGAAAGCUCGAAUGUUUAUUGUUUUUCUCACAAUGAUGAUCUGCACGGGUGGUCUCUUUCUGUUGCAGAAUACAUUUUUGAAAACAAGUAAAUCUAAAGAUUUCUAUUCUUUCGAAGUGAAGGAUUUGAAAGGGAGGACCGUUUCCCUGGAAAAGUUCAGAGGCAAAGCGUCUUUAGUUGUAAACGUGGCGAGUUAUUGUGAACAAACUGAGAGAAACUACAAAGGACUGCAAGGUCUACACCGAGAGUUGGGUACUUCACAUUUCAAUGUGCUGGCUUUUCCUUGCGGCCAGUUUGGAGAUACAGAGCCAGGGUCUAACCGUGAUAUAGAGGCGUUUGCAAAGGAGAAAUAUGGCGUGUCUUUUCCUAUCUUCAGCAAGAUUAAGAUAAUGGGCUCUGAAGCCGACCCUGCCUUUACAUUUGUUACAGAUUCAGCCAAAAAGGCGCCAAAGUGGAAUUUUUGGAAGUAUCUCAUAAACCCCCAAGGCCAGGUGGUAAAAUUCUGGAAACCGGAAGAGCCCAUAGAGAACAUCAAAAAAGAUGUAGUAGAGUUAGUGAGAGAGAUCAUCUUAAAAAAGAAAGUAGAACUUUAAAACCUGAACUGUUUGUGCCAAAGCUUCAUGGCCAGGUCACACCUUAACCACUUAAAGUGCCCCGUUUGUGCUUGUCACCAGAAACUAAAACAGUGAAGUUGCCUUGAACAUGUCAGCAGUUGUUUCACAUGUUGGUUUCAGAAGCAUUUACAGAAGCAGUCACUGUGCCUGCAAUGUCGUGACUACACAGCAUUUUCUGUUCAAAGGAAUAUCACUGACACACAUGGGACAAUGUCUGCAACUGCAAUGUAGCGCCAAUGAAUUAAUGUUUUAGAUGAGUGUUUUAACCGCAUUAUACAGUUAGUUGGGUGAUUCCUCACUACUUUUUUUGUCCACGACCAAGUACUACUGCAGAGGUUUGUAAACAGUUUAGAAUAGGGACCUCCAACAGAAUACUGAGGGAAGAGCAGAGUAAAGUGAAUGUUUGAACUGUUACUAUCCCAAAGAUCAAGAAUAUAACUGAAUGGUCAUGAAAUAUACAACGAAUGCAAAAUUCCUGUCCAUACAUGUAAUACAUGUUUUAAUACAUGAUUUUAGGAAUACUUUUGAUGACCUCCUUGAUUUAGUUGGGCAACCAGCUGUAUUACUGAGUGUUUUAUAAAAGUGGUAGGACAAAAUAUGCCAUGGAAUUAUCUAAUGUAAAUUGUAUAUUAAUAUUUAAUAUGAUACAGCUGCAUAAAGAUUUUCUUAUUGCACUCCAAAUGAUAUUUGACUGUAAAGCCUUGACAAUUGUAAAUUACUAACAAUCCUACAUAGUGAAUGAAAAUAUGGCAUUUUGUGGCCACAAGGCAAAAUAGGAUGUGCCAGAUGGGAUGAGUACUGGAUAAAUUCUAAUUUGCCAAGAGUUAAAUUACUGGGCAACCUAAGCCAAGUGACUAAUCAUCGUGUUUAUUCUUUUAAAAGAAAUUUGCCUAUUUAAAAUGCAAUUUUAUAAAACAAAUAUUCUUAGUUCUAUGUAUACCUCUAGGAUUGACAUUGAAACUUCAGAUAUAUAAAAAAUAUAUAUGUUUAUGUUCAGUAAAAUUAUGCAGGUGGAUUCAAAUUCACAUUCUCAAUCAUGUAAAGCCAUGUGUCAGUGGUAUCAUGCGAGGAGGCUUUUGAGUUUACCUGCAAAUAUAUUAAAAGCAGACAUAACUCAGUCACAGCAAAUUAGACAAGCACUAAAUCAGCGUUUGAAAUAUUGUAAGCUAAAUUAAUAUGUUUACCCCAGAUUGCAGCAUUUAAAAAAAAUAAGUAAAAACAAACUGCUAAGUUGCAUGAAACUACUAGGUACAUGUUACAUGUAAACUUGUCACUGGGAUACCUUCUUUAGAAACAGAUACAGGCCCUAUUUAUUUAAAAACAUCUUGUCUACUGGGAAUUCCAUGGCCCUCUUUUUUUUAAAUUUCAUCCAGGUUCGGGUACUUUUUCAAGGGGGAGAAAGGUACUUUGUAUUUUUUUAAGGGGGGGGGGGGAGUAAUGUGUGUUCUGUUUUGUUUUUAAUAAUAUUAUGUUGCGCUGAAGACAACUAAUGUCUUGUUUACAGAUUACAGCAAUAAUAAAACUAGCUUUCUUCUUAAA
Molecule: messenger RNA, 2254 nt
Organism: Acipenser ruthenus (sterlet)
Lineage: Eukaryota; Metazoa; Chordata; Actinopteri; Acipenseriformes; Acipenseridae
Product: probable glutathione peroxidase 8
Exons: 3
Coding region: 62-694 (210 amino acids)
Biological process (GO): response to oxidative stress
Molecular function (GO): glutathione peroxidase activity
Source: RefSeq, a predicted model, not a curated record